Microbotryum saponariae is the source of this 2472-nucleotide messenger RNA. NCBI's taxonomy places the organism in Eukaryota, Fungi, Basidiomycota, Microbotryomycetes, Microbotryales, Microbotryaceae. The record is from the annotation of a GenBank genome assembly.
AUGCUUGCCCAGAUCGUCCAGCAGCUGGACAACGAUACCCUGCUCGUAGUCUUCGGAGACCACGGUAUGACCGAUCGCGGCGACCACGGCGGCGAUAGUCGAGAAGAGGUCGAUGCAGCGCUGUGGGUAUACUCCAAAGGCCCGGCUCUGGUCUCGCCCGACUGGUUCCGACACCCGAUGACUUCAGAGGCGCACCCUGUCGCCAAGCUUCUUCGGGCUUCCGAUGCGUCCACCACGUUCGAGGAUCGUAUGCUUCUCAUCUGCCCGGAAAAGGACUUGGUCUCCCCGAUCCGCUCAGUCGCUCAAGUCGACCUCGUCCCCACCCUGUCGCUCUUGCUGGGUCUGCCAAUACCCUUCGGCAACCUCGGCGUUCCGAUACCAGAGCUUUUUUACCGAGCUUCGUCACUACCAGCUGCCCAAAAGGAUCGCCCGCCUGCGCCUACUCCGAAGCGGAGUAUUUUCGUCAAGCUUACCAAAGCCGCGGAGCCUGCGCGACAGGACGAGACCCUCACACCCCUAUCUACACUGCUUCAGGCCACCGUCAUUGCCUCCUCGCAGCUGUCUCACUACCUCGAAGUCUACACGUCCCAAGACUCGAAUCGCGAUCUCGCACGCGCGCUACCCGAACUCCAUCUCAAGCUUGCCUUGGCAAAAUCGACCUUCCGAGGCGCCUAUGGGCCUGGAAGAGAGCAGGCGGCUUUGGAGUUGGAGGCGUUGGAGCGGUUCUGGUCCUUUGAACGCACAACGAGGCAACGCGCUCGUGCGGUUUGGGCUACAUUCGAUCGCGUGCGCAUGUUCACGGGCUUACUGGUACUCUCACUCGGGACGGUCGUCAGCCUCGCUUUUUACCAGGGUGCAAGCCGUGGUGGUGCGACAAGGUCUCGGCUCGGAUCCGGGGUCGAAGGAGCGGCAGUCACAGCGUGGGGCUUGGUGGCACUGCACCUCCUCGGUGCAACGCGACUUCUAGGCGAAAACGCUCGAGUACUCCUCUCGGUGCUCGUCGCGGUCGGCUCCGUGGCUUUCAUUGCCGUACCAAGAGUCUCCGCCGGCGCAUUCAAGACCGCGGCCCGAACGUGCGUCGGCUUGUUACCGACAAUUGCCCAUGCCGCUAUCUUCACCACGAAUUCCUUUACCGUCUUUGAAGAUGCGGUUGUGCGGUUCCUGAUCUCGACAAUGAUUGUUAUAAGUAUUCUGCGCGGUCUUGUCGCCCCCGAAGCUCGCUUACGACGCCGAAUCGUUGCCUUCAAUACGGUCGCCUUGGUGUGCGUCCAAGGCCUCGCGUACAGCACCUCAUGCCGUGAGGAGCAAGCACCUUUCUGCACGGCGACGUUCUAUCGACCCCCAGGAUCUGUCUCGGCCCUGAUCGCGCUAGCCCUCUCCAUCUUGACCAGCAAUGCCCUGCCGACGAUUGUGCGGUAUUCGUUAGCCCAAUCCGUUUCCGACGUUCCCCUCGCUCGCUUGUUCCUCACAACCCCCGUCCGAGGUAGCCUCGCUUGCGUGAGUGUGUACUGGACCUUUGAUUGGUUCAUUGCAGCAUUCCCGGCACACGACCUCCUCCCUUUGGCGAAUAGUCUUAAAACAGGUUUCGCGAGGGCGGCGCAAAUCGGUGCCGUUUUGACCGCUUCCUUAUUGUGGCAUUACCUUCCGCUCUGCGUGCACGUUGAGACGGCUACACCUCGCGACGGCGUUCACGAAAAGACUGCGCCACGUCUGACCGAGAUGAUUGGCUUCGCAAAUGCCUUGGGGGGAAGCUAUCUCUUGCUCGUCGCCGCGUGCUUGACGCUGCUGUUGUUGGUCAACCCGCCCAUGGGUCAGAUUGCGCUUGUUCUACACCUCACCAUCCUCCUCUCGCUCUUGGAGGUCUAUGAUUCCGAGCGGGACGUCACUGCACUCUUGUCGGCAAUCACUGACGAAUCGAAUCUCGAAGCCUUACUCAACGGUCAAACCCCGCAAGUCGCGAAUCCGGGUCUUUCACUCUACCAGGGGUCGAUGCUCUCCCUUGUCGCGCACCUCGCCUUCUUCGCGACCGGUCAUCAAGCGGCCUUGGUCUCGAUUCAAUGGUCGACGGCGUUCAUCGGGUUCCCCAAAGUGACCUACCCGUUCUCGCCGACCUUGAUCAUCCUCAACACUUUGUCGCCCCACUUGCUCACCGCCUUGGUGGUACCACUCUACGCAUUGUGGAACGUCUCUUCCCCACUGCGCGACCAGCCCGCGUCGACCAUACCCCGUUCGCUCGUCCGCAGUGUCAUGGCUUACCUCACUACCGAAUCGGUGCUCACGCUUUGCGCCUCGACGUUUGCGAUCUACUUCCGUCGCCACUUGUUCGUUUGGAAGGUCUUUGCCCCAAGAUUUAUGUUGGGUGCAAUCACGCUAUUGGGCGUCGACGUUGCGUUGUUAGGGAUCGCAUUAGCAUGGGGCUCACGAGGCGUGAUGAGCAAAGCAAAGCCUUUAGGGACUCGAUGGGCGGACUGA